GCAAUGACUGUUCGGGAUACAGCUGGCAGAAUGAAGCAUGUUCUGAACGUCCAUGCCCAGGUAAUUUUUAUAAUUGAAUUUUUUGCACAGAUGCAUGAGAAUUUUUUCCUUUGUUGCAGUUGACGGAAAAUUUAGCAGCUGGUCAAACUGGACGUUUUGCUCUGCAACUUGUGGAGGUGGAGUAAGACGAAGGGUACGAUAUUGUGAUGAUCCUCCUCCAUCUUUUGGAGGAAGAAACUGUACUGGUCCUUGGUUGGAAACUGGUGAAUGCAACGAUGAAGUGUGCCCAAUUGAUGGUAAAUGGAGUGAAUGGGAAGAUUGGAGUAAUUGUUCAAAGUCAUGUGGAACGGGCUUUCACAUUAGGCUGCGGCACUGUAACAAUCCAGCUCCACGAUUUGGUGGACUAGAAUGUCCUGGAUUUGCUAGUGAAAACGAUACAUGCAACGUUCACUUUUGCCCAGUGAAUGGUUUCUGGAGCGACUGGGCAAGUUGGACUGUUUGUUCAAAGUCAUGUGAGGGUGGCAUUCAAUACCGAUCUCGGUUUUGUGACAACCCAAAACCUAAUCAUGAUGGACUUGAUUGUGUCGGAAGUGACCAAGAGAAUAGACCUUGCAAUCAGCAACAAUGUCCACUUGCUGGAGGAUGGAGUACGUGGAUGCCAUGGUCUACAUGUACAGCCACUUGCAAUGGUGGCACAAAGAGUCGGUCAAGAUUGUGCAACAAUCCCAAACCACAAUUUGGAGGGUUGCAAUGCCCCGGAUAUGGGUCAGAAGAUUAUCCAUGUGGCACAUCAAAUUGUCCAGUUCAUGGAGGCUGGAGUAGUUGGACUCAAUAUUCAAAGUGUAGCAAGUCAUGUCUGGGAGGUCUUCAAUGCAAAUAUCGUUACUGCAAUAAUCCUACUCCACGCUUUGGUGGAAACACAUGUUCUGGGGAACCACGAGGCUGUAUUCGGUGUAAUUUUUUUGAUUGCCCAGUUGAUGGUGCUUGGGGAAGUUGGUCACAAUGGUCGAAAUGCACUCGUAGUUGCGGUGGAGGCAUCAAACGAAGAUCACGUAAUUGUGAUAGCCCUGCUCCAGAAAAUGGAGGCAAAACUUGUGAUGGUUCUGCUGAAGAAAGACAACAGUGCAAUCAGGAAUCGUGUCCAGUUGAUGGAGGUUGGACUGACUGGUCAACGUGGAGUUUGUGCAGUGUAACUUGUGGAGGAGGUAAUGCUGUUAGAAGGAGAUUUUGCACGAAUCCCUCUCCACGGAAUGGUGGAAGGUACUGCGAGGGUGAUGAACUAGAAAAUGCAGCAUGCAGCACUACUCCAUGUCCAGUUGAUGGUGGUUGGACAGAGUGGACAGACUAUUCAGAAUGUACAACGACAUGUGGGUUUGAAGGCAAUCAACGACGUACGAGAUCAUGUACAAAUCCAGAGCCAAUGUACAAAGGUGAGCCUUGCGAUGGUCUCGAUGCAGAAGAAAAGACGUGUCCUAACGAAAAUUGUCCAGUGGAUGGCCAAUGGGCUGAGUGGUACUUGUCGGAAAGAUGCUCGCACACCUGCGAUUAUGGGACUGAGGUAUAUCGACGUAUCUGCUGGCCACAACCAAAACACGGAGGUAAACCUUGUGAGGGCAAUGAUACAGAAAGCAGAAUUUGCAAUCUGCAAACAUGUCCAACUAUUGAUGGGUUCUGGAUGCCAUGGUCAACAUGGUCAGCUUGUUCUAGUGCUGUUUGCAGGUCUGCAAAUCUAUACUCGACAAGAACAAGGCAACGAGCAUGUAGUGAACCUCAACAUGGCGGAAAAGAAUGCUCUGGAGAAGCGACACAAGAGCAGGAAUGCAGCGUUAGUUGCACAAGCAGUUGGUCAACUUGGUCGGAGCAGGAAAACAUAAAGGUGUGCUUUACCAAUGGCUACGUGGGCAGUUCUCGAAACAGAACCUGUGUGCACAGAUCCCUAACAGAUUGUCCCGUUGUCGAGAGAAGUUCUUGGAAGCCAUGUUCUAAAAAGUUUAAAUCUUGCUCCGCUAUUGAAUCCUAUCGUGGAUGGAUGGUGGCUAAUGGCAAGAUAGGCCCGGUAUCAGGAACAUAUUAUUCGAUGUAUAAUGAAGACAACGAAGUUGUAUAUCAACAUUGCCAGUUUGCCUGCUGUUGAUUGAAUGCGCGACGAUGACUCGUAAGUCUAGACGUGAACAAUAGCAUUGAUGUACUUUGCAAUAAAUUUUGAAUUGCUUACGCGGUUGGUGGAGUGCAAUCGUGCGACAAAUACAGGAAAGACUUGUGCGUACUGCAGUUCAGUUAUAUCUAUAUACUAUGCUGCUUCUUUAUCAAAUUCAUGUUUGACCUCAAUAUAUUACUGUUGUCCUUCCAAAUAUCAAUGAGCGUUUACAGGAGGAGGAAUGAAAAUUGUCAAGAGUAAAAACAGCUGCUCUAAAAAACAGACAUAAUUGUGAUCAAUGUUAGUUGGUACAGCUACAAUUUCGACAAAUAUAAGCUAUAAUCUUAGAUUCCUAUUUACAAGCACACUGAAAUAUUCUGAAAAGUACAACUCACGAGC
This is a messenger RNA of Corticium candelabrum, 2536 nucleotides long. RefSeq names its product coadhesin-like. The transcript is spliced from 12 exons. The record is from RefSeq and is a predicted model, not a curated record. NCBI's taxonomy places the organism in Eukaryota, Metazoa, Porifera, Homoscleromorpha, Homosclerophorida, Plakinidae. Bases 95 to 2134 code for a protein of 679 amino acids.